AUGUGGCAUUUGGCCUUCCGCUUCCUGGCACUUUUAAGCAUCUCAGGCCAUGCUCUGGCAAAGGAGGAUGCAGUGCAUAAUGUAGGGGCAUCACAAUCUCCACCAGAUGCUCAACAACUCAAACUCUGGCUCACAAUUAGCGCACGCAAACGUUUACUGGAAGUCUCAUGGAAAAAUGCGCCAUUACGCGAAGGCGACAUUGUCAUCUUGACUGAAGAAGAUCCACUUAGCUUUCAACAGCGUGCCAAUCAUAGUAGUUCUGACGAUGGUUAUACAACCUCUCCAAGCACUGUUUCUAGCUCAGAGUCUACUCUAUUAUGGGUAGCAAAUGGCGGUGCCACGGGUAUUAAGGGUCACAUCAAGCCUAGAAAGAAGGCACAAUGGUUUACCACAGGAGUGACCUUCAAUUACACGCUCUACCGCAAUGUGACGACACAGAGUUCUUGUUAUGGCUACUGGGCUAGUUAUAUCGAUGCCACGGGAAGUAUUCUCGCCAAGACAUGUGUGCGUGCCUAUCCACGCUGGAUGACCGAGAUGCGCGACAAGCUGGGUGAGCUGCGUCUGCGAGAUCUAUUCAUACCUGGCACACAUGACUCUGGCUCUUAUCGUCCCAAUUUUGAUCCGUUAAAGAAUGAAAGUAUCGUUACAAAAUACACGCUCACCCAAGACGACGACAUACAUGGCCAGUUAGUGCGUUAUCUGGACAUUCGCGUGGGCUAUUUUCGUUCGUUGGAGAAAAAGUUUUUCAUCUACCAUGGAACAAAAGGACAACCUUUGCAAGAGGUCAUUCAAAUGGUCAAGGAAUUUGUUCUGAAAACCAAUGAGAUUGUGAUCUUUGGUCUCAAAGAGUUUCCAGUGGACUUUGGCGAGAAUCUGGAUGACCAUAAGCUGUUGGUCGAGUAUUUAAAGGAACACUUCGGUGAUGUCAUUGUGAAACAUCCUCUCACCUGGAAUUCUACGUUGAACGACAUCUGGAAGCAGCACCAGAAUGUUAUACUCGCCUACGAUAAGGACGAAAUAGUGAAGAAUUAUUCACAGUUCGUCUUCCAAGCCGUUGAGCAGAAUUGGGGCAAUGCACAGACCUGGGAAAAGUUGGAAGACUAUUUGAAUACCACUUAUCGCAUUUUAGAAGUUCCAGUGGCUGAUAUGGCCGAACUUACGCCUCGCGAUCGCUCAACAAUGUUGUUUGACACACUUGGAGGACUUCGUCAGAUGGCCGACAAUGUUAAUUGCCGCAUCUCGCAACUCUAUGGAGGUGAAUUGGGUGAAAUUGCCAAUAUUGUGGCUGCGGAUUUUAUACGCGGCACAACUCUAAUGGACACAGCCAUCGAUAUUAAUCUACGAAGUAGAAACAAGUAA
Drosophila nasuta is the source of this 1359-nucleotide messenger RNA. Its product is annotated as PI-PLC X domain-containing protein 3-like. The record is from RefSeq and is a predicted model, not a curated record. Lineage: Eukaryota; Metazoa; Arthropoda; Insecta; Diptera; Drosophilidae. Gene Ontology annotation, molecular function: phosphoric diester hydrolase activity. Gene Ontology annotation, biological process: lipid metabolic process.